Messenger RNA from Xenia sp. Carnegie-2017, 432 nucleotides. Its product is annotated as brefeldin A-inhibited guanine nucleotide-exchange protein 2-like. Gene Ontology annotation, biological process: regulation of ARF protein signal transduction. The transcript has 7 exons. The record is from RefSeq and is a predicted model, not a curated record. The coding region runs from base 1 to 432 and encodes 143 amino acids. Gene Ontology annotation, molecular function: guanyl-nucleotide exchange factor activity. Lineage: Eukaryota; Metazoa; Cnidaria; Anthozoa; Malacalcyonacea; Xeniidae.
AUGGCGGUUCAAGAAUGCAGUAUUCGUAUCAAACGUCUGGAAUUUCUCGUUUCUAUUCUUAAAUGUAUGUUAUCGCUUUAUGAUCCAUUGUACCCCUCUUUUGAUAUUGGCUACACUGACGAUUUUUGUCUCCAUCAAGAUUCCAUCUUUCUAUACUCUGUAUCCCCUAUUUAUCGAAGUACAAAAGCCAUCGAUAAUGCUGAAGUAUUUGAGAGUCUUAAACAGAAGAAGGUGACGAAAGAAAAGGGAAUUCAAUUAUUUAACAAGAAUCCAUCAAAAGGUAUAAAAUUUCUUCAAUCUGAAGGUCUCCUUGGUGAGACAGCAAUGGAAGUUGCUCAGUUCUUACACACUGAUGAUACACUAGACAAGACUAUGAUUGGUGAGCUGAUUGGUGAUCCAGGACAAUAUGAACGGGAGAUAAUGUACGCCUAA